This is a messenger RNA of Racocetra persica, 198 nucleotides long. The record is from the annotation of a GenBank genome assembly. NCBI's taxonomy places the organism in Eukaryota, Fungi, Glomeromycota, Glomeromycetes, Diversisporales, Gigasporaceae.
UCUAGUUUGGUAAAUAAAGAUGAUGUAUAUAAAGUUGAUCCACUAUCUCGUUCUUAUAUAUCCAAAAAUAUCAAUUCACAAAGAGAGCAUACAUUAGAUGAUUCAUUAGAUGAAGCUUUGUCUUUUUCAAGUAUAAGUAAAUCACUAUCCAGCCAACAAUUGUUGAUAUCUAGAACUAGUCUACCGCUUUUACUCUGA